CAAGUUUUAUUCUCUCUCUUGUCUCUUAUUAUUCCUUCCCUCACCCCUCACGCUCUCUCCCCCAGGAACCCUUUGUCAAACCAAGCUGGCUCAUUUUCUCUGUCCCCUGAUCCUGUCCAGGGCUUGACUCUUUCCUGUCCGUUCCCCUGCCAUCCCAGAGUGCCCUCUCCAUUCUUGCCUGGUGGGACUUGCUAUUUGAGGUGAAUUGACGCUCCAGUAAUCCUAACAUCUCUGUGGAGGUGUCACUGACCCUGUGGAAAUGUGCCCUUUAUAUUCUCAGAGCAGAGCUCCGUGGAAUGGCCCUCUUCCACACACUCUCACCUGAUCCUUUGCUGCUGUGAGGAGAGUUCUGUCUCCAAGGGCAUUGGAGGGUGGGUAGGGGGGUGUAUGCAGUGGAAAGUUGGGGCCUGUCCUGCCCCACCUCUGGAGCAUGUGUUGGCCCUUUGCACACGUGCCUGCCCCUGAACCUUAUUUUCCUAAUCUGUGAAUUGUAGUUGGACCACAGCAUGGCCUCCUAUGCCCCUUCUAAUUCUGUGAAAAGGGUGAGCCCCCUUUAGGAAGCCUCUGGCACUAAGCCCCAGGGCUUUAGGAAGACAACUUUCCAUCAGGGGAAAGAAGGUUCACAGUUGUAAGCUUGGGAAAAGCUCCCUGCUGGAGAAGGCCCUAUGGGAAAAGGGAUUCUCAUCACAUGCAUGCUGGGGGUGGUCCAUGGGCAUGGGGCAGCCACCCCCAACCCUGACUUCUUUUCCACUCUCCUGUGACCCGGCUAGGUCAGCUCCCCCACAUGCUCCUUACAAAGGCUGGAGUUAAAACGACUAUGGUUCCCUAUUCUAGGUCAAAACCAGUGUCUUCCAAGAGCCCUCAACCUCAAAAGCCAUAUUUGUUCUAGGCGUCCAUCCCAGGUGGAUUCCAGAAGAGAAAGGAGGUUCCUAGCUUCCCAGCAUCAUCCAUCACCCUUAGCCAGAUGCCCGACUUCCAGCAGGAGUCUCAGCUGUUUACCGAGCUACACCUGGCCAAGGUAGAGAAAAUGUUUGAGGAUGACGUCAACUCAACUGGAGCCCUGGACAAGAAGGCUUUCAUUAAGGCCAUGAAGAAGAUGGUGAGCGGUGUGUCAGACGAGAUGCUGGAGGCGCUGUUUUUGAAGGUGGACACAGACUGUAGUGGCUUUGUCACCUGGCCGAAGUAUGUGGAUUACAUGAUACGCGAAUUCCGGGGGAAGGAGAUGAUGAAGAGCCAGUACCGUCUGCACUUCCAGCUUCCCAUGAGGAUCAUCCCCCUGAAUCAUGGGAGUGAGAUUGUGAAAGUGGAGUUUUUAAUCCAUCGGUUCAAGAAGACCGGGUAUUUCCUGACCAUCACCAAGGACGGGUUCCUGCAGUCCUGGUCCGAGUCCUUUGUGCUGAUCAACUGCUUUAGGCUUAACAAGAUCCAGCAGCUCCACAACCAGCGUAUGUGGGUCAUCGACAUGGUGUGUCUCCACAACAUGAACCUGGUUGCUGUUGCGUCCACUGACCAGAGGAUAGAGUUCUUUGAUAUCAGUAACCAUAGCUGUGUCCCGGCCUUCACCUUCAUCGAUCUGGACAGCUGUGUCCUGGUCAUGGACUACUGGUCUGACUAUAGCAGAGGUGUGUUCUGCUAUGGGGACACCAAAGGGAACGUCUUCGUCUUCACCUCCGACAAUGUGACCAACGGGCUGUUCAACCCCCAGAUCUUCCCCAAGGCCUCCAAAUGGGAUCAGGGGAUCAAGGUUUCCACGCAGAAGCUCUUAAAUGAGAAGUCCCCUUUGCACAGAAGUUACCGACUGAAGGCUCUGCAUCCCAACUGGUGCCAACAGGUCAAGUUCAUCCCCCAGCUGAACCUGGUGGCCUCCUGUUCAGCCAUUGAGAAGUCCUCUCUGGUGCUGACGAUAUUGCCAUCCAAAGCCCCCGAGAAUCCCAAGUUUUCAGUGCUGAACUUGAGAAGAGGAAUUCUUUGCUUCGAUUACUGCCCAGACAAGAACUUCCUGGUGACCGGUGGCUAUGAUCCUCUCAUCCGCCUGUGGAACCCCUUCUUUUCGAAAAAGCCUGUGUGGCUGAUGAAGGGUCAUCAGACCUCAGUGACGCACAUCCUUGUGAACAGCCAGAACAGCAGCAUCCUCCUCAGUGUCUCCAAGGACAAGAAUAUCCGUGUGUGGGACAUGCAGGACUACAUAUGCCUCCAGUCCUUCUGCGGGAAGCUUUUUGCCCUGGGAAACUGCCCCAUCACCAGCGCCUACUUCCACAAGAACGACAACACCCUCAUCUGCAGCACCUAUUCGAUUGGGAUCCUGAAAGGGUACUUAGAGACCCAGGGGCCUGGGAAGGCCGGGGAGAAGAUCACGACCCACAGCACCCCGCUGUGCAACGUCCUCUACAGCAAGCUCUUUAAGCAGGUGGUGAGUGGCUGCCUGAGUGGCAUAGUGAGCGUGUGGGAGAUGGUGACGGGCAGGAGGAUGCUGGAGUUCUCUGUGACCGGUGACGAGGACGUGGAGCUGACUGCCAUGUCCCUGGAUGAGUCGGAGCGGUGCCUGCUCACAGGUUUGCAGGACGGCACCGUGAAGAUGUGGAACCACAGCAUCGGCGAAUGCCUGCUGACCUUCCCCUCCCAGGAUCAGCUGGAGAUUAGUGGGAUUGUCCAUAUGAACAAUGUGUUCUACGUGACUGGGUGGAGUAAGAGAAUCACUUGUUUCAGGUUCCACAAGGCCAAGCCAGUGCUCUUGUCCUACCACUGGCAGACCUUCCACAAGGAGGACGUCCUGAGCAUGGCCAAGUACCAGAACCAGUUCCUCGGGACCUCCUCCUACAACGGGGACAUCCUCUUCUGGAAUGUCAGCAUGUUCAGGCCCAUCUUCAAUUUCAAUGCUUCUGAGAGCCCCUUGCCCUUGACGCCCAAGAGGGUGCGAGUGGCGGACGACUUCCUGGGCCAGAUGCACUGUCCCAGCAAAUCCUGCUUGCAGCUGACAUGGGCCCACAGGAGCUCAGAGCAGCCCCAGGACUCCAGUGAGAAGACUGUGGCCAAUGCCAACCUGAGACGGACCCUGACGUCAGCCCCCCCGGUGAUGAGACAAUCCAGAGACAAGGACCCAGACAGGCCUGUGCCCCUGCAGAAACCUCUCAACACUGGCAGCCCCAAGCCGUCAAGAAUGCCCCGUGGCACACAGUCACUUUUAACAGAGGCUGAAAAGAGAAAAGGGGAACUCAUGAAGAAGAUAUCGCUGCAGUCCAAUGCAUCGGUGGAGAAGAUAAUCUUCCUGCAGACCAGGCCUCGCCUGCCACACACAGCCGCCCUGCUGAGCAGCUGCGCGGAUGGUUGCAUCUAUGCCUGGUCCAUCCAUGGGAAUGGUGGCCUGCUGGGGAAGUUCCCUGUGGACUUGGAAGACAAGUGGGACGUGGUUGUGGGCGCCAUGGCCACUGAUGAAAAUGACUGCAUCCUUGUCACAGGGGAUAAUAAAGGACACAUCAAGAUCUGGGACAUCAAGGAUUACUGCAUACCCACUGACAAGCGGUCAUCCCAACACAGUGGAGUAAACAAGUUCCAGUUCUUAAUUCCUAAACGGAUCCGGACCAGCCUCCCAUACUACGUUCCCUUGAAGGAGAAGGAGAUCGUGGCUGGCCAGACCAUUUCCCUAGUCCCCCCCAAGCUUCUGAUUACCUGGAAGGGCCAUUUGGGUAGUGUGGCAGACAUCCUGUAUGUGGACAGCUUCCAACUGGUUAUCAGCGCUGGGCAGGACCGGGACGUCAAGGCUUGGAAACUCACCGGUGAUGCCAUUGGCACAUUCGGCCUGAGUGUUUGGAAAAGGCUGCAGGAUACCCAGGUGGCUGGUGAUCAUGAACUAACAAAAACCUUCAAAGAGGAGGCUGCCUCCAUGGCCGCUGCCCAGAAGUCCUACUCAGAGCUGCGGGAGGAGCGGGACCUUGCGGAGGCCCUGGUGCACCAGCGGCGGGAGCAGGCGGCCCUCCUGGCACUCCUGAGUGGGAAGCUGGACUCGGAGGCCGAGGCUUGGGCCAGGCUGCAGAAGAUAAUGCUGACAUCCCCAUGGGCUGGAGGGCGUUCCUCUGAAGACAUUGAGAACAGCUGGCGCGAGUGGGAGUCCCAGGGCAAGCAGGGGAGCAGAGUCGUGGGAGCAGCGUACAAGCCCAGGGAGCGGUCGCGGAGUCCCGGCCUCCUGUCUACUAAUGUGCCAUACGGCUGGAUGAAGUACCAGAUCUCAGCUCAGGUCUACCAAAGCUUACACUUCAGUGAACUGGCGCCCACCGACCAGACUGACUUCAUGAUGCACAAGGUCCCGGACCAGCAGGGCUGGCUCACCUACCUGGCGACCGAUGACAUCCAGAAGGACCUGGACCCCUACAGGGAGACCAUGACCAACACCAUAACCAGCAUGUCCACUGCCAUCCCCUCCCGCUCCUCCCUUGCCUCGUCAGCCUCAGGCUCCGGGACCCUGGUGUCCAGCUUGUCCUCCUACCCUUGGAUCCAGCCCUCCCCGACCUUGCUGCAGCCCUGGUCAGCUGUCACAGCCCAGUCCUCCCCCACAGCCCUGUCCCAGGCAUCCGGGUUCACCCUGCAGAGGUCGGCGACCCCCAUACCUGUCGCCUCCUCUCUCAAGCAGCACUCAAGGCCUGAGAAGGCCACCCUUUUGUCCUCCAUGAAAAAGGGCUCCCACGUCAGGUUCUGAGAUGGCCGUCCUUCUCUCCAGCCCUCCAGCAGAGCAGCCAGGCCCACAGGGGUCCUUCUGUCCUGGUUUACCCUCUGCCAGGCCAAGAGGAUACGAGCCUUCCCUGGGCUGUCCCCACUCUGCCCAGCUGGUGAAGCUGACCUUCUUCCUUCUCCAGAGUCCUGCCGAAGAAAAUAAAUGUCCCCAGAUGUUGGAGUCCCACAGCCACGAGGUUGGGCUGGGUGUCCUCGCUCCUUUCAGAGUGGGUUGUGUCUCCAAGAUUGGGUCACAUCCCCCUCACAAGGCCCUGGUGGGAUGCACGGAGGAGAGGCCCUCCUCAGGACACCUGGUGCGGUUGUCUGGCAGGCUACAGGCCAAGGCCCAGGGCAGGGGCUUUGCAGGCCGUGGGGUGACGUUGUGGGGGGUCAUGCCACUGCAGUGAGCUGUUUGGCUCUGAAACUUGGUCCAGCCCCACAGUUGGAGUGAGGCCCAGCAGCCGUCCAGGGGUGGUAGCAGCCGUUUGUCUCCUGGACCUGCUGUGUGUCUGUCCUCCACUGUCGGGCACUCCACCACCGGGAACCCUGUGUUUAUAAGUUGUUCUGUCCCCUCAUGCAAGAGAGGCGGGAAGUGUGGUAGACGGCACCCUGGCCUGGCUCUGUCACUGUCUGGCUUUGGGCCCUCUGGGCUCAUUGUCCCCCUCCAGCCCUGAGGCACCCAUCCAGGCCUCUGCUGGGCCACCAGCCCUCUUGGUAGCUCCACAUCGCGCUCUGGGGCACAUGAGGAAACUGGACACAUGACCUACAGCUGGUGGAGAGCCAGAGGGCCACUACUGCUGUGCUGUGGUGGCCAUGGUGUCACACUAGGUGGGGCUUGCUGGAGCAGUGGCAAGGUGGGCUGCAGGCCCAGUGUUCUCAGGGGGUCUCUGGAAUGCUCUGUGUUCCCACGGAUCCUCCUGCCUGGCCACGGCUCCACCCUGAGGGGUGCACAUGUGGCUUCUCACUCCCUUCCACCUCCCUCUCACACUCCCCAGGGUGCGGGCACAGGGCUUCCCUCUCCUCUCUAGCAGGGCGUCCCCUCUGUCACUGCACCUCUCCCCGGGCCACCCUGUUCUUUCUGCCACGGAGAAACUGUGAUCUGAGCCCUCCAAGGCUUGGUUCUUGGGUUAGGGAGUCAGGGGCACCGAGGAGCCAGGAUUCCUGAGGCCAAAGUACCUUUGCCCGUGGACCCCAGCAUCACCCCUGUAUCUGUCUCCUAGGGCUGCCGUAACAAGGGCCACAAACCGGCGGCCUAAGACACCAGAAGGCAUUGUCUCCUGGUUCUGGAGGCAGAAACCCCGGGUCGGCCGGGCUGUGUUCCCUCGGAGAUGUUUAGGGGAGGAUCUUCCUUCUGUCUCCAGCUCUGGUGGAAGGCGGAAGGACACCCGCACGUCUUGGUGUCCUUUGCUUGCAGCCAUGGGCUCUAACCUCUGCCUCUGUUGUCACGUGGCCUCCCAUCGUGGGCUCGUGCCAUCACAUGGUGGCCUCCUCCCCGUGCGUGUCUCUUUUCCUAUAAGAACACCAGUCAGUGGAUUAGGGCCACCCUGCUCCCCUAUGACCUCAUCUUAACUAGUUACAUCUGCAGACACCCUAUGCCAAGUCAGCUCGCUGUCUGAGGGACUGGGGCUCAGGACUUCAGCGUAUCUUCUUGGAGGAUACAGUCCAACCCAAGCCAGUCUUCACGUCAUAGAUGCCCUCUCAUGACCAGAAAGCCGCCUGCACCUUAGGGACCUGCAGUGCAGGAAGCCAGGGUGUGAGGACAGAUCUUCUGAGCGAGGGCCUGGGGCUCGGGAGGUGGGCCAGGCCUGAGUCCUCAGUCCGACCUCUCUGGUGGCAGGCCUGGCCCUCUGCCCCCUCGCUUGGUCCUUUUCCGGGGCCUCUUGGUGUCUUGUUGCACUUGCCCCUCGCAGCAGUCCAGGGAGGCAGGCUGGAAGAGGCCUGAGCCCCAAGCAGAGGGAGCUGUGGGCCGAUGCUCCCUCCCGAGGGAGGCGCCCCUCUGAUGGGCGGGAGACUCCUGCCUGCUUGGCUCAGUCUGCAGGCUGCGCGGCCGUUUCCCUGGCCCAGCUGUCAGAAUCCAUCUGUCAGAACCCAGACCGUCCUGAACAAGGGUCCUCGCCCUGGUCAGGGAGGAAGUGGCAGAGCCCGAGCCCACUGCUCACUCCUAGCCCAGGCUUCAGUUGCACCCAUGUGGCGCAGUUACUCAGUGCUCCCCUGUACUUCGCUUCUAGGCCUGCGGUGGGGGGUCUCUGGGGCCUCCCACAUUUGGGAGUCUCAGGGGAGAAGCAUUAGAAGGGCUUCCGGGCUCAGCUGCUCUGACAUGGAAGCGCGAGUUUUCACAUCUAGAAACUGGUAGAGCUGGGACUGGAGCCCAGGUUUCUCUGAGCCAAAGUCCUCUGAGCCUCCCUCCACAUCCUGCCCUGGGCAGCGUCUGGAGGGAGGACUCGGGAGGGGGAGGGUGUGGACGGGGU
Molecule: messenger RNA, 7172 nt
Organism: Equus quagga
Lineage: Eukaryota; Metazoa; Chordata; Mammalia; Perissodactyla; Equidae
Gene: EFCAB8
Product: EF-hand calcium binding domain 8
Exons: 26
Coding region: 965-4690 (1241 amino acids)
Molecular function (GO): calcium ion binding; protein binding
Source: RefSeq, a predicted model, not a curated record